AUUCUCCGAUUCUCGACCACAUUAGUCGCAUAUUGGCCACGACAGCCUCGUCGAAUGACCUUUAGUGGUGGCUCGAUUUUACGAAUGUGGGUUGGUCGACGAGGAUCGAGCUUGUGGGCGAACGAGCAUGUUGUCGGGACGGGAUCGUAAACGAGGGGAAAACGAUGGAAAAAGAUAAAUCAAUACUUUGGUACUUGCUGGGACCGCGAACGGCGCUCGUCGCGACAGCGACCGCGGCCGUCGAUGACGACGACGAGGUGAAGGAAAGCGUGUGUGCAGCGAAAACUGGUGUGCGGCAUCUCUCCUCGAGAUCCACGUCGUCGGUUAUCUCCGUCGCGUAUCAUUUGUCGUCGAUUAUGAUGCACGCAUUGAUUAUCAUGCUCUAUUGCAUUCUGCUCCUUUUGAUUGCUGUUGCUGCACAGGCGAACAUUUACUUGCCCUUGAUGAAGAAUGUCAAAAGAGCGUGUAAUCCACUAUUCGGAUGUAUCCAGGAGGAGGAUUUAUGGACCGAUAACUUUUUGCGAGAAUUGAUCGAUCAAGUAGGAAAUGAAUUUGCGAGUGUGUCCGAUUCGUAUAUGGAAUAUCAGGAGGAGAAAGCUAAGGAAUUACCCAUGGAAUUGCCUGCCGAUUACGAUGGCAUGGACACGCUGAACCCGAACCCGAGUAUACGAGAUCAAGAGUAUUUGCAGCACAGUACGCUCUGGGGGCAUCAACGGUUCGAUAAUAAUAAAAAUAAUAACAAUAAAGGCUACAACAGACAUAGGAUUCAAUCUGGUUUAAAAGGACCCAAGGACGAAAAGGCGGAAAAUCCUUUACCGGCUUACUGUACUCCUCCGAAUCCUUGCCCGGUCGGAUACACGAGUGAGAACAACUGCCUCACCAAUUUCGAAAACACGGCGGCGUUUAGUCGCGACUAUCAAAGUGCGCAGGACUGCAUGUGCGACACGGAACAUAUGUUAGAGUGCUCCACCGAUUCUGGAAACAGUAACAAUUUGUCGAACAUGCAUAUUUCGAAUUCCGAACUCAAUCAAAUUGUCGAACAAUUUCAGGAAGAAAAUCCAUUCUUUCAAGGAGAAAAAUUGCCUAUAGCUGCAAAGAAAGGCAUACAUGUGAUUGAUUAAAGAUUGCAGAAACGAACUUGAGAGGAAAUUGGGAAACGAACAUGAAAGCAUAAUACAAACAUCAUUUGAUUAAUGUUUAAAUCGAUCAAAAAAGGGCUUUUAUUCAGAUAUCGAUUAUUAGAUGCAUAAUUAGGCACCGCCUAAUAAUAAUAAAUAAAAUACACGCAUUUACGCAGCGUUAAAGCGUCAAACAUUGAGAAACGUUGUAACGUUUCCAAGUCUGAUGAAUGCACGGACAAAGUUCUUAAAUGGACCAUGGCUGUUUAUCAGCGGGUAUUAAAGUAUCUUUUUCUUUUCAUAGAAUUAUUAAUAGAGAUCUUGCCAGAUACAUGUAAUUAUAUACGCGUACGUUUUAACGUUAUAAAUGUCUCUACAGUUGCAAUUAUUCAGUUUAUAAAACAAUUUUCGUACAUAUUAA
This is a messenger RNA of Wasmannia auropunctata (little fire ant), 1539 nucleotides long. RefSeq lists its product as uncharacterized. Gene Ontology annotation, molecular function: enzyme regulator activity. NCBI's taxonomy places the organism in Eukaryota, Metazoa, Arthropoda, Insecta, Hymenoptera, Formicidae. Gene Ontology annotation, cellular component: secretory granule. The record is from RefSeq and is a predicted model, not a curated record. The transcript is spliced from 5 exons. Bases 165 to 1121 code for a protein of 318 amino acids. Gene Ontology annotation, biological process: regulation of hormone secretion; neuropeptide signaling pathway.